GCUCAUUACAUGUUCACCAGUCGCUGUAAUACGACGCAACGUGCUACGUCAUCAACAACAGACGCGCAAUCACAAGAAACCAGCAGCAAUAAUGGUAAGAAAUCACGUUGAACGUAUGACUCAAAUAUGCUGUAGAUUUCGUAUUUUCACCUUUAUACAGAGGUCAAAUCAGCCAAAUAUCAGUAUAUUUUGUAUGUGUAUACAUUUGUCGACUCUUAGCUCUCUGCAGCUCGUCGUUAUCGUGUUGAGUGUUUAUCCCGCUGCUGCUAACUUUAGCAUCAUCCUGCUGUGCUGUCUUUCAGCUUUUCUACUCCUUUUUCAAAUCGCUGGUGGGAAAGGAUGUGGUGGUGGAGCUCAAAAACGACCUGAGGUGAGUAUGUUUGCGCUUUAUUUCCAAACACGACAUGUAUGAAUGGUAUUUCCAUUUCUUGUUGUUCGUUAUGAUCAAUUAGUUUACCCUGACGCAGCGAUCAAUAGUUUAUAACUUUCACUGUGAUCUUGUAUUUUUGUUUUGUCUUUAUCAUAAUCUUUAUCCUGAUGUUUGUUUCCUCAGCAUCUGUGGAACACUUCACUCAGUGGACCAGGUUUGUAGCUGUGAUUUCUCUUACUUACUUGAAGCUAUGGAAGCCAUGAACCCACACCACCAGAAACCAAAUAUUUAUUUUAAACCACCCGAAUUAUCUUAUCACAAGAAAACCAGCUUUGUUUUCCAGUGAAAGCAAAAGAAAUAAAAAAGGGAUAUUCCAUAACAUCAACAAUAUAUCACCUGAUGAGGUAAAGCAUGAACUGUGUGCAUACAAUGAUGUCUCAUUGUUAACAAGCAUCAACAAUCCAUGACGUCUGUCUUUGAAAAUAGGAUAUAUUUAUAAUUUAUAAUCAAAUGUUGAGUUUUUCUACAUUCCUGUUUUUAUAACAAGUAGACUUUCAGAAAGACAGUGACAUAUUAAUUUAUGUUAGUAUGGUUAUCGGAUCAAUUGAGUUUGGAAAAUAUUGGCAAUUCAGUGAAGAACUCCUAAUUUUCAGUGAUGAAUUUGACACAGAUGCAGAUGUAGAAAGACGUAAACAAGAUUCAGUUCAGUCCACUGAGAUAAAAGAUUUAGGAACUGCUUUGUUGCAGCAUUGGAAGUAGUUAACUGAGAAACAAAGUCAAUAGAAAGCAGUGAAGUAUGACUGAAUAGUGUAUGUUCCCUUUUUAAGAACUGGCAGAUAAAAAUUCAAAUCUUUGAGACAAGAUUCAAAAUCUUAUGUGUUUAGAUCUGAAAUCCUCACAAGAGAUGACUCACUGCCACAGGAAAACAGAGCAGAUAAAACAUAUGGAUGCAUGUCUGAUUAUAUCACAAAUCAUAAUAUUUUGCAUUCUCAUUUUCCUGUUCGUGUCUUUCAGUAUCUGAACAUCAAACUCACAGACAUCAGUGUCACAGAUCCAGAGAAAUAUCCACACAUGGUGAGUUUAUCUGUCAAACAACAAUCUUUGAGUGUUUUCAAAGCUUCAGUUCUAACUCACAUCAGCAGUAAAACAGUGUAGACAGACUCAAAGUGAUUAACACUGAAAUGAAGCAACAGACGAAUGCAGAUAGUGUUUAAUAACAUCAAACUUUUUAGUAAAUGAUAAAAAUACAAAAUGCAAGGAGAGAUUAUUCUUUAAAUAUUAUGUAAAGGAUAUCAGUUAAAGGGGUUAUUGCACCAUAUUUAAAGCAUCACUUCAGUAUGUCUAUAAUCCAUCUUUGUGACUGGUUUGUCCAAAAAACAAUUUUGAAAGUUCAGGUUGAGGUCACCGAUAUAGGUUUUAAGUGAAGUAUUAAAAAUAGAGACGGCUGUGAUGCAGGUAAGGAGUAUUUAGAAACAUGCAAACACUGAGCCUGUCAAUCAUUCAAGUAAGGAAUAAAAAGGAAAUUCCGUUUCAAAAGGAAAAUAUAAAAACAUGCAACAGGAAUAUAUAAUAUUUUAAUGCAUAGUCUAGAUAUAAUGAAAGUGUUGUGUUUAAAAGAAAAAAACUGAAUUCGUCCUUUCAACACUUUCAUACAGUGGAGGAGGAAAACAUGAACUGCUUCAUACUUGUUUAAACAUUAAUGAAGUCUGUCAAAAAGUUAAACAGAGUUAGAUUUAAAUAUGAUCAUUACUGCUUUCAGGGUAGGCAGAUGUGAUCAACAGAAACAGUCACUGAGCUGGUGUGAAAACUAAGAGCAGCUUGAAUCUAGAAAUGUUAAUUUCUUUAAUCAGUUGAUUGAAAAUUCUCAGUCAGAUGUUGUCAUACUCAAAGCUGAUGAACUCCAACACUCAAAUGUUGUCAUCUUGUUUUUUUUCAUCUGCUCCAGCUCUCUGUGAAGAACUGUUUCAUCCGCGGCUCUGUGGUCCGGUAUGUCCAGCUGCCUGCAGAUGAAGUGGACACACAGCUGCUGCAGGACGCUGCACGGAAAGAAGCCAUGCAGCAGAAGCAGUGAUUGACCUGCAGGGUGGGGUUUGGUUUGUGGGGGGGAGGGAGGGAGGGAUGUGGUUUCUUCUGUUUAAUAAUGAUAAGGUCUGUGCAGCUUUUGUAAACUGGGUCAUAUUUGUUGUUUUCCUGAAAUUUCAGAGAGAAUUUAAUUUCAUUCCUGACACUUCCGAUCAAUAUUUUUGCAAGAUAGUAAUCAUCGGAAAUGAUCUUCAACCAACAGGCUGUGCUAGAGACUUGAUUUGAGUCUGUUUUAUUUUAGUCAUCAAGUAUAUUUUUGAACACAGCUGAGUUGAAGAGCUGUGUUUCAGUUCCAAAAGCACUGCUUGUUGCUUCUCUUUAAAACAAAUUAUGUUGUUUUUUUAUGUCACUUCAAAAUAAAAACAUUUUAUUUAUAUUUUGAACUCUGAAA
Molecule: messenger RNA, 2843 nt
Organism: Xyrichtys novacula (pearly razorfish)
Lineage: Eukaryota; Metazoa; Chordata; Actinopteri; Labriformes; Labridae
Source: the annotation of a GenBank genome assembly